Molecule: messenger RNA, 1146 nt
Organism: Cydia fagiglandana
Lineage: Eukaryota; Metazoa; Arthropoda; Insecta; Lepidoptera; Tortricidae
Product: gastrula zinc finger protein XlCGF52.1-like
Exons: 3
Coding region: 1-1146 (381 amino acids)
Biological process (GO): regulation of transcription by RNA polymerase II
Molecular function (GO): DNA-binding transcription factor activity, RNA polymerase II-specific; RNA polymerase II transcription regulatory region sequence-specific DNA binding
Source: RefSeq, a predicted model, not a curated record
AUGGAGGCGAGCGCGGGCGGCGGCGGCGGCGGCGGCGGCGGCGCGGCGCGCGUCCAGCAGGAGCCCGGGCCCGGGGGAGCUGCUGAGUCUGCUGACCGUGUAACUGUGAAGGAGGAAGCAGAACUCGUGGAUGAGGAGGCGCGUGUGAAGGAGGAGUGCUGGGACAGCACAGACGGGUGCGGCGUGAGCGAGGCAGCCAUGCUGGCCGGCCUGUACGACGAGCACGUGGUCAAGGACGAGCUCGUGCUGGGGCCGGAGCGCCCGCACCGACCCACAGUCGCGUCCGCUCUCGCCUCCUCCGCCGUGGGGUCCGGCCCCGAGGGGCGCCCCAACGUCAUCACCAUCUACCACUGUCACCGCUGCGGCAAGCGGUACAGGAGCAGGCCGGCGCAGGAGGAGCAACCAGUGUGCAACUCACGCACUGACGAGACGACACACACUCGUGACGACCUCUUUAAAUGUAACUACUGCGAUUACAAGUGCAAAGAGAAAACACUCCUACAGCCUCACCAGAUGACACACACCGAUGACAAGCCUUUUAUAUGUAAACACUGUGUCUUCAAGGGCUACGCGGUAUCAAAUCACACGGAGGUCAAGCCCGUUCACUGCAGUGACUGUGACUACAAGUGCAAAAUACCAGCAGAACUACGACGUCAUCAAAUGACACACACAGGUGAAAAGCCUUUUCAGUGUAGCUACUGUGAGUACAGGUGCCGUCACAGAGGACACUUACGAUCUCACGAGAUGAUACACACCGGUGAAAAACCCUAUAAAUGUAAAUACUGUGAUUACAAGUGCACGAAGACAACUGAUUUACGGAGACACGUGAUGAAACACACCGGGGAAAAGCCUUUCCGCUGUAGCCACUGCGACUCCAAGUUGACAAGCAAACGAAAUCUACGACGUCAUCAAUUGAUACACACGGAAGAAAAAAAAAAGGAAAUCUUCCAGUGUAGGCACUGUGAUUACAGGUGCCGUCACAGAGGGCACUUCCGAUUACACGAGAUGAAACACACCGGUGACGAACCCUUGAAGUGUAACUACUGUGAUUACAAGUGCACGACGACAACUGAUCUACGAAUACACGAGUUGCAACACACCGGGGAAGAGCGUCUCGAGCGAGGCGUACACCGAGACGCCUAUUGA